Messenger RNA from Mytilinidion resinicola, 3414 nucleotides. RefSeq lists its product as uncharacterized. Gene Ontology annotation, cellular component: mRNA cleavage and polyadenylation specificity factor complex. The record is from RefSeq and is a predicted model, not a curated record. Gene Ontology annotation, biological process: mRNA 3'-end processing by stem-loop binding and cleavage. Lineage: Eukaryota; Fungi; Ascomycota; Dothideomycetes; Mytilinidiales; Mytilinidiaceae. Bases 169 to 3132 code for a protein of 987 amino acids. Gene Ontology annotation, molecular function: RNA binding. The transcript is spliced from 2 exons.
GCAGAGUAGCUGUCUCCACAGUCCUUACCACCCACCAUCCUUUGUCAACAACUUCAUCAAGGACGAACUUUCAAGAAUGUAUUGCGGUCGCAUUACCUUCCCGAUCCGCGACACCGAAUAAAGCCAUCCUCAGCGAGGCGCAAACGCGCAGCUGCAGCUCCUGAAAGCAUGUUCAACUUCACUCCUCUGCUUGGCGCGCAGUCCAGCUCGCCGGCGUCGCAGUCCUUACUUGAAUUUGAUGGGGGAAUCAAGAUACUCAUUGAUGUAGGAUGGGAUGAGAGCUUUGACGUGGAGAAGUUGAAGGAGCUUGAAAGACAAGUGCCUACCCUCUCUGUCAUCCUGCUCACACAUGCAACCACUGCCCAUCUCGCCGCAUUUGCACAUUGCUGCAAAAACUUCCCAUUAUUCACCAGGAUACCGGUCUACGCCACCCUACCCGUCAUCUCCCUUGGUCGUACACUGCUGCAAGACUUGUACGCAUCCACGCCUCUGGCCUCAUCAAUCAUCCCCAAAAACGCUCUCUCCGAAUCGGCAUACUCCUUCCCAUCAUUCCGAGAUGGAAACAAUCCGAACAUCCUUCUACAAGGGCCAACCCCCGACGAAACUGCUGGAUACUUCUCUUUGAUCCAUCCACUGAAGUAUUCGCAGCCACACCAACCUCUGCCUUCUCCCUUUUCACCCCCUCUCGGCGGACUCACAAUCACGGCAUACAGUGCUGGUCAUACUUUAGGGGGAACAAUCUGGCACAUUCAGCAUGGGUUGGAGUCGAUCGUGUACGCUGUCGACUGGAAUCAAGCCCGAGAGCAUGUCUUGUCUGGGGCCGCAUGGCUGGGAGGUGCUGGACUUGGUGGAUCUGAGGUCCUCGAACAGUUGCGACGACCGACGGCAAUGAUAUGCAGCAGCAGAGGCUCUGGAACUAUUGCGCUAGCAGGAGGACGUAAAAAACGAGACGAUACUCUGCUUUCGAUGAUCAAAGAUACCGUCGCGAAUGGGGGCACUGUAUUGAUACCCUCCGAUUCCAGUGCUCGUGUUCUGGAACUAGCCUAUCUCUUGGAAGAUGCAUGGCAGGCGGAAGUCGAGAGUGGCGACGGCAGCAGCCCUUUAAGGAGGGCUAAGCUCUAUCUAGCUAGUCGGACCAGUGGCGCAACCAUGAGAUACGCCCGAAGUAUGUUGGAGUGGAUGGAGGAGGGCAUUGUGAGAGAAUUCGAGACCGCCAGUGGCGCCCAGGAAGGGCAGGGUCAUAAGCGGAACAGAAGUCAGCAAGGCGGACCAUCUGGAGGCACUAACGAGCAGAAAAUCAAAAAGGCUCCCUUUGACUUUCAACAUCUCAAGCUUCUGGAACGCAAAUCACAGGUCAAUCGUCUACUUUCAGCCGAUGGCCCACGUGUUAUCCUUGCCAGCGACACAUCUCUCGACUGGGGUUUUUCAAAGGAAGCCCUCAAGAGCAUUGCAACGGACAAUCGCAAUCUCAUCAUUUUGACUGAACGCGUUGGCAAAGCGUCAAACGACAGCAAAGGGCUCGGUAGAAUCCUUUGGGAAAUAUGGGAUGAGCAGAAACCGUCCGCAGUAGACGCAGAGGUAGACUCUAGCGCGACUGCAGUCGUUGAUGCCUCCGGAAAUGAGAUCGUAUUUCGAACAGUCGAUACAGUUCCUCUUGUUGGCAGCGAGAUACCUCUAUAUCAACAGUAUCUUGCCAGACAGCGGCAACUACAGAAUACCAUGCAAGGUGACACUAGUACGACCCUUGAGACUUCUGCGGACGCUGUAGACGACCGUUCGUCUUCAACUUCGACGACCUCAGAGGACUCAGAUGUUGAACACCAGGGUAAAGCUUUGAAUACCGCGGCAACCCUAUCUCAUGCUCGACAUAAGCUUGGCCUCAGUGACGCUGAGCUGGGUAUCAACAUUCUCAUCCGGCGGAAAAACGUAUACGACUAUGAGGUACGGGGCAAGAAAGGCCGAGAAAAGAUGUUUCCCUACGUCGCCAAACGAAGGCGAGGUGACGAUUUCGGUGAUCUUAUCCGGCCAGAAGAAUAUCUACGGGCUGAAGAACGCGACGAAGUUGAUGGCGAGGAUAUGCGUGAUGGCGGGAUGAAGAAGGAAAACGCCGUGGGACAGAAACGAAAAUGGGAUGACGUUGGAACGCGAAAUGCCGUGGGCGCGCGUCGCCUGUCAAACGGCAAUGUCAAGAGACGCAGAGCGAAUGACGGCGAUGCUACCAUGGGUGGAAUGGAUGCCGACAACUCCUUGAGAAAUGGUUACGAGGAAGCGGGGAGCGAUUCUUCAGACAGCGAAGAUGAAGCUUUAGCGAAGACGGCGGAGGGCCCCUCUAAGGUAGUUUUCUCGCAACAAACCAUCCGACUGGAUUGUCGAAUCUCGUUCGUGGACUUCUCUGGGCUUCAUGACAAGCGUAGCAUUCAGAUGUUGAUCCCUCUCAUCAAACCACGAAAACUCAUCUUGGUGUCUGGAGAAGCAUCGGAGACAGACGAUCUCGCAGUUGAUUGCCGUCAACUAUUGAAUGCUGGGUCUGGAGAAGCAAUCCAGGGUGGCGUCGACGUCUUCACGCCCCUUGUAGGAAUAACAGUCGAUGCGAGUGUCGACACCAACGCCUGGACAGUCAAGCUUAGCCAAUCAAUGGUUCGCAGGUUACACUGGCAGAAGGUUAAGGGCCUCGGCGUUGUGGCCAUUACAGGGCGACUAGAAGCAGCUUCUCUUGAGAGUAAGCCAGAGCAAGGAGCCAAGAAGAAGCUUAAGACUAUCGAGGGAGAAAGCCAAGAUGCACAAGAUGGAGACGAAUAUGAAGAGGCUAUGGACACUACGCCUGUUCUUGAUGUCGUUCCCGCCAAUAUGGCUGCUGCGACGCGAUCAGUAGCCCAGCCACUUCAUGUAGGCGAUCUAAGGCUAGCCGAUCUCCGUAAGAUAAUGCAGGCUUCCGGUAUGACGGCAGAGUUCAGAGGCGAGGGAACACUGGUCAUCAAUGGCACGGUGGCUGUCAGGAAAAGCGGCACAGGCAAGAUUGAGGUGGACGGCGGUGCUUAUAGUAUGGCCGAUCCGCGGAACAUCGAAGGGGGCACAUUCUUCAAGGUCAAGAGAAAGAUUUAUGAAGGGCUUGCGGUCGUUGCCGGAGGCUGAUUCUUCCCGAAACAUCCUCAUAUUUGUACUCUAUCUCUGUCUUCCUUCUCUACACUGUCAAAUUAUGGGGCUCAGCCGCCAAACGUUGCUAUCAAGCCCUUUCUUCUUGCAGCAUGCAACCGGAUUAUCUUUAUAUCUUCUUUUGACUUCUGCUAGUACCUGACUACCAAACUUCAUCAAAAAGUUCUCUUACAGUGCCUUGCCAUAGACAUCCGUACACUUUCCUGCCACUGUUUGUGGGGCUUCAACGUACUAAUAGAAACCGGGGGCAGCGGAUACACU